GUAUUAAUUAAGGAAUAAUCUCGGCAUUGCUUGUUUGUGACUGGUGACUGUUGUCUUUGUACCAUCUUGUGAGUUGUGUUUGCUGCCUUGCUUUGUACAAUAAUUGUUGUUUUACUCAAAGCACAAACUACAUCAUGGAUAUUUUGUACGCAAAACAAACUGUGAUCCUGAAGGAGGCUAAGCAAGUAAUGAAGAAACUUAUUAGCGAGGAUCCAAUGGAGAGUUUGUACAUGGUUGACUUAAUCCAAAGGCUUGGCAUUGAACACCACUUUCAAGAGGACAUUGAAGCUGCACUUGAGAAGCAACAUUUCAUAGUGAGCACAGAAGCACAGAAUUUUUUCCAAAGCCAUCAACUUGACAAUUAAAAGAGUAAUAUAUAACAUUAUUUUUCAAAUAUUUUAGCUUAUAAUAUCAACUACGACAAUGGUUGUGCAGAUAUAUUUGAGAGGUUGAAAAAUAACAAAGUGCAGUUCAGAGAAGAAUAUGGUGAAGAUGUGAAGAGUCUCGUAGCGGUACAUGAAGCAGCGCAGCUAAGCAUUGGAGAAGAAGAUACUUCUCUUGAGGAUGUGGGGCGCCUCUGCCGCGAUCUUCUUCAUUCAUGGCUGUCAAGGCAUCAUCAUCAUCAUGAAGCUCAAUAUGUUGCAAUCUCUCUCCAGCAACCACUUCAUCACAACUUGCCUAGAUUCAUGGACAAAACCAUCUUGCUUAGGAAUUUCAAGCCCGACAAGGAAUCUGUGUGUUUUAUGGAACUUGCAGAAAUCAAUUCCAGCAUAGUUAGGCUCAUGAACCAGCAUGAAGCCCUUCAAGUGUCAAAAUGGUGGAAAGGGGAAGCUAUGUCGAAGGAGCCGACAUUUGGAGGAUAUGAAGCUUUAAAAUGGUACAUGUGGCCCAUGGCGUGCUUCACAGAUCCGAGCUUUUCAGAGCAGAGGAUUGAGCUCACGAAAUGCAUCUCGCUAGUAUACCUAAUUGAUGACCUUUUUGAUGUUUAUGGCACGUUGGAUCAGCUUAUUCUAUUUACUGAUGCGGUCAAGAGAUGGGAAUUGGUGGGAACAGAGCAGCUUCCAGAAUUCAUGAAAAUUUGUCUGCGUGCUCUUUAUGAAAUCACCAACGAUUUCGCUGAAAAAGUCUACAAAAUGCAAGGAUUGAAUCCCAUAGAUACUGUUAAAACUUCGUGGAUACGACUAACGAAUGCGUUCUUGGAAGAGAGACAUUGGUUGAAUUUUGGUGAACUGCCAAAGACAGAGGAAUACCUGAAGCAUGCAGUUGUAAGCACAGGAGUGCACGUGGUGCUUGUCCAUGCAUUUUUCCUUUUCCAUCAAAAUAUAACACACAAAUCUCUAGCAAUUUUAGACGACUUUCCAAACAUUAUAUACUCCGUGGCCAAAAUCCUUCGUCUUAGUGAUGAUUUAGAAGGAUACAAGAACAAAAAUGAAACGGGGUUUGAUGGGUCAUACAUUGAGUGCUACAUGAGAGAACAUCAAGAGGUUUCAGCUGAAGACGCACAAAAGCAUGUUGAGGAGCUGAUUUCAAUGGAAUGGAAACGUCUCAAUAGACAAGUAAUGUUGAGCACAGAUCACCAAUUUUCAUCUUCAUAUACCAAAUUCUGCUUGAAUGCUGCUAGAAUGGUCCCUCUAAUGUACCAUUACCGCACCAAUCCAAGCCUUUCCAACCUGCAUCAAUAUGUCAAGUCUAUUGCCAAAUGCCAAUAAUGUUGCUGUCGUCAAACAAAUCUAGUAUGUUAGGUGGUUGUUAUUGUAAUAAAAUAAUUUAAGUGUUUUCUUGUUUGUGUAGCUAGGACCUUUAGUUUCUUAUCCAAAAAGGACUCAAUAAUAGCGCUAUAGCACUGUAGUGCACCACCAGUGUCAAAUAAAAGAAGUAAUAAUACAGAGUGCGCGUCUAUCUA
Molecule: messenger RNA, 1903 nt
Organism: Arachis ipaensis
Lineage: Eukaryota; Viridiplantae; Streptophyta; Magnoliopsida; Fabales; Fabaceae
Source: RefSeq, a predicted model, not a curated record